Molecule: messenger RNA, 477 nt
Organism: Ogataea philodendri
Lineage: Eukaryota; Fungi; Ascomycota; Pichiomycetes; Pichiales; Pichiaceae
Exons: 2
Coding region: 1-477 (158 amino acids)
Source: RefSeq, a predicted model, not a curated record
AUGAACAUGAGGCAGGAUAGCGUAACAAGCACAGUGACGAAGAUAGAUUCCAAAUCGUCGCAACAACAGGGCUCUGCAGCUCAACCUGUCAGUCAACAAGGUGCCUCCGUGUUAAAUUAUCCCUCCACCAGUGCUGCACAAACAGCUAGUAUUGGCACGAGACCCCAACAGCAAGGCCAGUAUCCACAAUAUUCGCAGUAUCCUCAAACUCAAUCACCUUAUGGAUACCAGGCUCAACAGCAAUAUGGGUAUCCACCUCAACAGCCGAUGUAUGCUCAGCAGUAUCAAAGGCCAUCGCGGUUUGGCGGAAUGGGUGGAAUGGGAAUGAUGGGAGGUGUAGCUGCUGGCGCGUUAGGGGGCCUUCUUCUGGGUGAUAUGAUGACACCAGAUACGGUUGUGUAUGAUAAUGGAGGCGACUUUGGAGGCGGAGACUUUGGUGGAGGUGACUUUGGCGGAGGAGACUUUGGCGGAUUUUAA